Trifolium pratense (red clover) is the source of this 1976-nucleotide messenger RNA. Its product is annotated as aldehyde oxidase GLOX1-like. The coding region runs from base 164 to 1783 and encodes 539 amino acids. Lineage: Eukaryota; Viridiplantae; Streptophyta; Magnoliopsida; Fabales; Fabaceae. The transcript is spliced from 2 exons. The record is from RefSeq and is a predicted model, not a curated record.
AGCUAAUUAGUUAACGUCAUAAUCAAUCACAAUUGUGACAUGAGUCACAUGUGGUAUCCAGCCAUACACUAUUUAAACCCCCUUGAGCUAUAGCCAAUAUCACCAACAAACACAAAUUGUAAUUUGUUUUCACUUCAUUACAAUCUUGAUUAUAUCCGCAACAAUGACCACCACCUACCUCCUCUUCCUUCUUCCAAUUCUCAUAGCCACCAUCAUCACAUCUCCGGUAGCCGCAGCCGGUGGACAAUGGCGAGUACUCCAAAAAAGCAUCGGCGUUGUAGCCAUGCACAUGCAACUUCUUCACAACGACCGCAUUGCCAUAUUCGACCGUACUGACUUUGGCUUAUCAAAGCUUCCUUUACCCAAUGGAAAAUGUCGUCACGACCCGAGAGAAACCACGGUUAGAAACGAUUGCACAGCUCAUUCAGUCGAAUAUGAUGUAAAAUCUAACACUUUCCGUGCAUUGUUCGUUGAAACCGAUGUUUGGUGUUCUUCCGGAUCAGUGAAUCCCGUCGGAACACUCAUCCAAACUGGUGGCUUCAACGAUGGAGACCGCAAUGUUCGAAUCUUUGAACCUUGUAAUGGUUGUGAUUGGCGGGAAAUUCAAGGCGAACUUGGUGCUCGGAGAUGGUAUGCUACCAAUCAUGCUCUACCGGACGGCCGUCAAAUUAUCAUCGGCGGUAGACAACAAUUCAACUAUGAGUUUUACCCCAAAAACGGUGGUGCAAAUGUAAUUAACUUACCAUUUUUGGCUCAGACCAAUGAACCUGGUGCAGAGAAUAAUUUGUACCCUUUUGUUUUUCUCAAUGUGGAUGGCAACCUCUUCAUCUUUGCUAACAACAGAGCUAUCCUCUUUGAUUAUACUAAGAAUGCCGUGGUGAGACAAUUUCCACAAAUACCAGGUGGGGAACCUAGGAGUUAUCCAAGCACUGGUUCAGCGGUAUUGUUGCCAUUAAAUCUCCAAGCAAGAAACUUAGAAGCUGAGGUUUUGAUUUGUGGUGGAGCUCCAAAAGGAGCUUUUCAAAAAGUAGCAAAGAACGAGUUUGUCGGAGCUUUGAAUACUUGUGCCCGAAUUAAAAUUACCGAUCCAAAUCCAAGAUGGGUUUUGGAGAAAAUGCCCGGGGCUAGACUCAUGGGUGAUAUGAUAACACUUCCGAACGGUGAAGUUUUGAUUAUUAAUGGAGCAGCUGCGGGUGCAGCCGGGUGGGAAACCGGACGCAACCCAGUUUUAAACCCGGUUAUUUACAAACCCAAUAACCCAAUUGGGGCACGGUUUGAAUCACAAAACCCGUCUAAUACACCCCGAAUGUAUCAUUCUACUGCUAUUUUGCUUCGUGAUGGGAGAGUUCUUGUUGGUGGUAGUAACCCUCAUCGUGCUUAUAAUUUUGAAAAUGUGUUAUUUCCAACUGAACUUAGUCUUGAAGCUUUUUCGCCUACUUACCUCGAACCUAUCUUUGCAAAUAUUCGUCCGAGGAUUGUGUCUCCUACUCCAGCACAAAAAUACGGUCAAAAGUUGGAGGUUCAAUUCGAGGUGCAAGCAGCAUUGGAUCUUAAUGCAGUACAAGUUACAUUGUUGGCGCCGCCGUUUAAUACACACUCAUUCUCCAUGAAUCAAAGAUUGUUGGUGUUGGAGUCAGGCAAAGUGGCUAAUGUGGAAAAAAACAAGUAUGCAAUUGAAGUUACAAUUCCCGGUUCACCCAUUCUUGCACCUCCUGGUUUUUAUAUACUAUUUGUGGUUCAUAAAGAAAUUCCAAGUGAAGGUGUUUGGGUGCAAAUUCAUUGAUUUUCAAAUGUAACGAUGUGGUAAAUGAUAAAUUCAUUUAUACAUUGUCAAAAUAAAUAUAUUUGGUUUCGUUUACAGAAUAAAUUUAUAAUUUUAAAGGGGCUUUGUUGUUGUUUUUUUUUUAAUCAAAGGUGUAUAUGUUAUUCAAAUGAUUGGUUUACCAUUAUAUAAAAUGCUCAUAUUUCUUUUUAUA